CCCAGCAGCCCCCAGCAGGAGGCCGAGCGGGACGUGUUCCUGUUCCGAUCCUACAUCGCCCAGAGGAAGUUUGGGGUGGUUCUGGACGAGCUGCAGGGCAGCCCCAGCCCCGAGCUGCAGUCUGUCAGGAUGUUCGCUCAGUUCCUGGCCAGCGACAGCCAGAGCCAGAGCCUGGCCAUGAUGAUCCAGAUCCUGCUGAAGCUCGACAGGCUCGACCUGGCCAGGAAGGAGCUGAAGAAGAUGCAGGAGCAGGAUGAGGAUGCCACCCUGACCCAGCUGGCCACGGCCUGGGUCAACCUGGCCCUGGUGGGUACCCAGGGGGAGCCAGAUGGACCCAAAAUAUCCUUGUCCCUCCAGGUCACCAAUCGUUACCUGUCCCAGCUGAAGGAUGCUCACAAAAACCAUCCCUUCAUCCAGGAGUACCAGGCCAAGGAGAACGACUUUGACCGCCUGGCGCUGCAGUAUGCGCCCAGUGCCUGAGCCUGGCACCCAAAAAAUCACUUUUGGACCCAAAAAAUCCCUUUUGGAACCCAGAAAUAACCCUGGAACACAAAAAAAAAAAAGAUUCCAGCAUCUCCAGGAUCCUUCCCAAAUUCUGCAUCAUCUCCAGCCCUUCUGCCAAUUCCUUUUGGGAUGAAAACCCCUGGCGAGAGGGAAAAACCCCAAAAUAAUAAAAAGAAUAAAAAUAAAAAUAAAUAAAAAUAAUUUUCCUGUAA
Molecule: messenger RNA, 716 nt
Organism: Zonotrichia albicollis (white-throated sparrow)
Lineage: Eukaryota; Metazoa; Chordata; Aves; Passeriformes; Passerellidae
Source: RefSeq, a predicted model, not a curated record